GACUGCCCGCCCGACGUCGAGACCCUCGGGCGCAGCACCUGGACGCUGCUCCACACCAUCGCGGCGACGUACCCCGAGCAGCCGUCGCGGACGCAGCAGUCGGACCUGCUGAGCUUCGUCGGGCUCUUCUCCAAGCUGUACCCGUGCUGGGUGUGCGCCGAGGACUUCCAGGGCUACUUGGCGCGGCAGAAGCCGCAGGUGUCGAGCCGGGAGGAGUUUUCGCAGUGGCUGUGCCGCGCGCACAACGAUGUCAACCGGAAGCUGGGCAAGCCCGAGUUUGACUGCUCGCGGGUGGACGAGCGGUGGAGGACGGGGUGGAAGGACGGUCGGUGCGACUGA
Trichoderma reesei QM6a is the source of this 339-nucleotide messenger RNA. RefSeq lists its product as uncharacterized. The record is from RefSeq and is a predicted model, not a curated record. The transcript has a single exon. Lineage: Eukaryota; Fungi; Ascomycota; Sordariomycetes; Hypocreales; Hypocreaceae. The annotation marks the transcript as partial. Gene Ontology annotation, cellular component: mitochondrion. Gene Ontology annotation, molecular function: flavin-dependent sulfhydryl oxidase activity; flavin adenine dinucleotide binding.